GGGGUUGGGGAGAGAGAUAAAUUGAGAGGAGUAAAUUGGGAAUGGUGCGGACAUUAGGACGAAAACUAAGCUGGCCAAGAUCUUUCAGUUUUAGAAAGAUGUUCGAUGGUCGGAACUCUGGACAUUCAUCAUUCUCUUCUCGUGGGGAUGGCAUGCAUACACCCGAGCACGCACAUGGAAUGGACGCUGCACCAUCCACUCGUAGAGGCAAGCAGAAUAGGAGAUCAGACAUUGAAGUGAUGAAGGAAAGAUUUGCAAAACUGCUGCUUGGAGAGGACAUGUCAGGCGGUGGGGAUGGGGUGACCUCUGCGUUAGCUUUGUCAAACGCCAUCACCAAACUCGCUGAUUCUAUGUUUGGGGAGCAGAUGAAAUUGCAGCCUAUGUAUCCAGAGACAAAGGAGAUUUGGAGGAAAGAAAUGGAUUGGUUAUUAUCUGUGAUUGAUCAUAUUGUCCAGUUUGUUCCUUCUAAACAAAUGGGCAAAAAUGGCCAAGUCACUGAGAUCAUGGUAACAAAACAAAGAGAUGAUUUGCUGACGAACAUUCCAGCUUUACGCAAACUUGACUCUGUUCUUCUCGAAACUUUGGACAACUUCAAGGAUCAGAAAGACUUUUGGUAUGUGCCAAGAGAUAUUGAGGAUGCAGAUCACAAUGGAGAUUGGAGGAGGGAUGAGAACUGGUGGUUACCAGUUGUUAAAGUUCCAACAGAUGGUUUAUCUGAGGAAUCACGUAGAUGGUUGCAAAAUCAGAAAGAUUCUGUGGCACAAGUCCUUAAAGCCGCCACGGCCAUCAAUGCUCAUGUAUUGUCUGAAAUGCAUAUUCCUGAAAACUACAUUGAUUCUCUUCCAAAGAAUGGGAAGACAAGUUUGGGCGAUUUCCUUUACAAGAGCAUAACAGAGGAAUGCUUUGAUCCUGACUACUUUGUUUCUUUCUUGGAUCUGUCAACGGAACACAAAGUACUUGAUCUAAAGAACAGGAUUGAAGCUUCCAUGGUGAUCUGGAAGAGGAAGAUGUGCCAGAAAGAGAAAGACGGGAAAUCGCAGUGGGGAUCAACCGUUAGCUUAGAGAAGAGGGAGCUUUUCGAGGUCCGAGCUGAGACCAUUUUGGUUAUGCUCAAACAGCAGUUCCCUGGAAUCCCACAAUCCUCACUUGAAGUCUCCAAGAUUAAAAACAACAAGGACGUUGGACAGGCGAUUUUGGAGAGCUAUUCAAGGGUAUUAGAAAGUCUGGCUUCGAAGAUAAUGUCGAGAAUAGAGAAUGUUCUUGAAGCUGAUCGGCUAGUUCAAAGACAAUUGAUGGGAGAGGUAGAGACAAGAUCAGAAAGCGAGGCAGAAUCAGAAUAUGAGGAAAGCGAAAAGGUGGUUGCAGCGGAAACACCAAACUCGAGGAAACUAUCAGACUUCAUAGGGUGGAGAUUGUCAUCAGAUACAAAGAAGCAUAGUUCAAUGAGUGAUAUAGAAUUCUUCCACAAAGUUGAGCAAGAGAAGGAGAAGCCCAUGAUGAAGUCUCCAAGAGCUCUACCGAAGAAAUUUUCAUAUCUAGCAAAGUUAGAGAACAUGAGAAGCCCAAGUGACAGACACUGAUAGUGAAAAGAUCAGGCAUUGGUUUUAGAUUUUGGUCAUGAGUCUUGGUGUUUGACGAACAUUUGUGAUAGAGUCACCUGGUUGAUCAUGUUUGUUGCUUGUUUUGACUAUUGCUUCCUGUUGUUUUUUCUAAGAAGGAAGUGUGAUUAUGUGUGGACCGUUUUUUUGAUAUUUUGGUUCUUUGGUGUUUUGUAUUGUAAUGUCUAUAACAUUGUUUCCUAAUGGAUUUUGAAGCUCAUUUGUAUGACUAGUGUAUCUGAUUAUUUGUUACUUGAGGCCCUGGUAUGUAUGUACAAU
This is a messenger RNA of Arabidopsis arenosa, 1877 nucleotides long. The record is from the annotation of a GenBank genome assembly. NCBI's taxonomy places the organism in Eukaryota, Viridiplantae, Streptophyta, Magnoliopsida, Brassicales, Brassicaceae.